AUAAGAAGUGUUUUUUACCAUCAGUUGAAAAUAAUAGACUCUUCGGGAUCGGAAAGUUCGGCUAUAUAUAAUAUUAUUGUUUAGUAUGUAUAAUUUGUAGAUUUGUAGUUCAUUGACUAAAGUGAAGGCUUAUAUUAUAUUAUUAUUAUUUUUGUACCUCUAAAUUUAACAUAUAUAACAUUUACAAUUCGAUAACCAUAAAAAUUGUCUGUAGCCCAAAUUGUUGCACUUUAGCUCCUGAUAACUAUUGACCUAUUAAUAGAACCAAGAUCACAAGCAAAAAGUACCUGGCCUGCUUCACCCAUAAGUGGGCUUAAAAACCCGCUGUCAACGAGCUCAUCAGUUUAGUUUGCCAUUGACGCUUCGCCAGUUUCAACGAUGUUGCUCCACCGGAAUUAUGUGCUGCUGCUGAGCUUCUGCUGCCUGGUGUUUGUGGUCACAGCGCAGAUUCCCAUCACGCCCAGAGAGUGCCCGGAAAACGAGACUUUUCUGCCCUGUGGACCCAGUUGCCAAACGGAGUGCGCCACGCUGGGAAAACCUUGUCUGAUAAAUCAUAUACGAUGCCCCGAUGGAUGCUACUGCAAUAAGGGAUUCGCGAGGAAUUCCGGCGGCAGGUGCAUUCCCAUCAACAAGUGCAACAAAAACGGUUACGGAAAGUAAAUCGUGUUAUGUUUUAUUAAAAGCGGCUGAAACACA
This is a messenger RNA of Drosophila rhopaloa, 696 nucleotides long. Its product is annotated as venom peptide CtAPI. The transcript has 2 exons. NCBI's taxonomy places the organism in Eukaryota, Metazoa, Arthropoda, Insecta, Diptera, Drosophilidae. Bases 379 to 660 code for a protein of 93 amino acids. The record is from RefSeq and is a predicted model, not a curated record.